AUUGCAUUGAAACUUCACAACAAAAGUCAUCUAUCUUUCUAUAUUUCAUUCUUACUCUCCCUUAUUUAGCUCAGAGAUUGUAUCAUCAUGUUUCCGAUAAAGAAUAUUGUUGAUGGACUGAUUGGGCAUAAUGACUCAAAGAAAGUGAAAGGAAUUGUGGUGAUGAUGAAGAAGAAUGCUUUAGACUUUACUGAUAUCGCUGGCUCCGUUGUUGAUGGAGUUCUCGAAUUCGUUGGCCAGAAGGUCUCUUUGCAAUUGAUCAGUUCUGCUCAUGGUGAUCCAGCAAAUGAUUUACAAGGCAAACACAGCAAUCCAGCCUACUUGGAGAACUGGCUCACUACCAUAACCCCAUUAACAGCAGGUGAAUCAGCGUAUGGUGUCACAUUUGAUUGGGACGAGGAGUUUGGGCUUCCAGGUGCAUUCAUCAUCAAGAAUUUGCAUUUCACUGAGUUCUUCCUCAAGUCAGUUACCCUUGAAGAUGUUCCCAAUCAUGGCACGGUUCAUUUUGUCUGUAAUUCUUGGGUUUAUCCUGCAAAUAAAUACAAGUCGGACCGCAUCUUCUUUGCAAAUAAGACAUAUCUUCCAAGUGAAACACCAGCACCUUUGCUCAAAUACAGAGAAAACGAAUUACUAACGUUAAGAGGAGAUGGGACUGGAAAGCUUGAGGCUUGGGACAGGGUUUAUGACUAUGCUUUGUAUAAUGACUUAGGUGAUCCUGACCAAGGUGCACAACAUGUCAGACCUAUCUUGGGUGGCUCCUCUGACUACCCGUACCCUCGAAGAGGAAGAACAGGCAGAGCACCAACAAGAACAGAUCCUGAAAGUGAAAGCAGGAUUCCAUUGCUUUUGAGCUUAGACAUCUAUGUACCAAGAGACGAGCGUUUUGGACACUUGAAGUUGUCAGACUUCCUAACUUAUGCCUUGAAAUCCAUGGUUCAAUUCAUCCUCCCUGAAUUACAUGCUCUUUUCGAUAGCACUCCUAACGAGUUUGACAGUUUUGAGGAUGUGCUCAGACUCUAUGAAGGAGGCAUCAAGCUUCCUCAAGGCCCUUUAUUUAAAGCUCUCAUUAGUUCCAUUCCUCUAGAGAUGGUAAAAGAACUUCUUCGAACUGACGGUGAAGGAAUAAUGAAAUUCCCCACACCUUUGGUUAUUAAAGAGGAUAAAACUGCAUGGAGAACUGAUGAAGAAUUUGGAAGAGAAAUGUUGGCUGGUGUGAAUCCUGUCAUAAUCAGAAAUCUCCAAGAAUUCCCUCCAAAAAGCAAGUUGGAUCCUCAAGUCUAUGGUAAUCAAGAUAGUACAAUUACCAUACAACAUAUAGAGGAUAGGUUGGAUGGACUAACAAUUGAUGAGGCAAUCAAGAGUAAUAGGCUUUUCAUACUGAACCACCAUGAUACCAUUAUGCCAUAUUUGAGGAGAAUAAACACGACAACAACAAAAACCUAUGCCUCAAGAACAUUGCUCUUCUUGCAAGAUAAUGGAUGUUUGAAGCCGCUAGCAAUUGAACUAAGUCUGCCACAUCCAGAUGGAGACCAAUUUGGUGCUAUUAGCAAAGUGUAUACCCCAACCGAUGAAGGUGUCGAGGGCUCCAUCUGGGAACUGGCUAAAGCUUAUGUUGCAGUGAAUGACUCAGGUGUUCAUCAGCUAAUUAGUCAUUGGUUGAAUACACAUGCUGUGAUUGAGCCAUUUGUGAUUGCAACAAAUAGGCAAUUAAGUGUGCUUCACCCGAUUCAUAAGCUUUUGCAUCCUCACUUCCGUGACACAAUGAACAUAAAUGCUAUGGCAAGACAAAUCCUAAUCAAUGCUGGUGGAGUUCUUGAGAGUACAGUUUUUCCUUCCAAAUAUGCCAUGGAAAUGUCUGCUGUGGUUUACAAAAACUGGAUUUUCCCUGAUCAAGCACUUCCCACUGAUCUUGUUAAAAGAGGAAUGGCAGUUGAGGACUCGAGUUCCCCCCAUGGCAUUCGUUUGUUGAUACAGGACUACCCAUACGCUGUUGAUGGUUUAGAAAUAUGGUCAGCGAUCAAAAGUUGGGUAACAGAAUAUUGCAGCUUCUAUUAUAAAUCUGAUGACUCGAUUCUAAAAGACAAUGAACUCCAAGCUUGGUGGAAGGAACUCCGCGAAGAGGGACAUGGUGACCUAAAAGAUGAACCAUGGUGGCCUAAAAUGGAAAAUUGCCAAGAGCUAAUAGAUUCUUGCACCAUCAUUAUAUGGACAGCUUCUGCACUUCAUGCAGCAGUCAAUUUUGGUCAAUAUCCUUAUGCAGGUUAUCUCCCAAAUCGUCCUACAGUAAGUCGAAGAUUUAUGCCAGAGCCAGGAACUUCUGAGUAUGAAUUGCUAAAGACAAAUCCUGAUAAGGCAUUCCUAAGAACAAUCACUGCUCAGUUGCAGACACUGCUUGGUGUUUCCCUUAUAGAGAUAUUAUCAAGGCAUACUUCAGAUGAAAUUUACCUCGGACAGAGGGACUCCCCUAAAUGGACAUACGACGAAGAACCCCUUGCUGCUUUUGAGAGAUUCGGCAACAAGUUGAGUGACAUUGAAAAUCGGAUUAUAGAAAUGAAUGGUGACCAGAUAUGGAGGAACAGGUCAGGGCCUGUUAAGGCUCCGUACACACUACUCUUCCCAACAAGCGAAGGGGGGCUCACAGGCAAAGGAAUUCCUAACAGUGUCUCUAUAUAAACCUUAUUGUUAAGUAAGGAGCCAUGUGAACAAGUCUGGAAAUGGAGAAUGAAGAAAGCUGGUGUUUCAAUAAAUCUUGUAAUGAAGUUUCAUUGCUUUAAGUUUAUUUGCCUUAUAUCCAUAUGUUUGAUUUAUUUCCCUUUUAGCACAACCUGUCAUUUGGUUCCAGUUUGUUGUGAGAAUAAUGCAGAUAACAAAUCAUAUAUAUUCUGCAACUUGUAAUUAUUCUGAGUAUUAAUGAUAUACAUCUCAGAAUCAUGUAU
This is a messenger RNA of Nicotiana attenuata, 2936 nucleotides long. RefSeq names its product linoleate 9S-lipoxygenase 6. The coding region runs from base 88 to 2673 and encodes 861 amino acids. Gene Ontology annotation, biological process: lipid oxidation. The transcript is spliced from 9 exons. The record is from RefSeq and is a predicted model, not a curated record. NCBI's taxonomy places the organism in Eukaryota, Viridiplantae, Streptophyta, Magnoliopsida, Solanales, Solanaceae. Gene Ontology annotation, molecular function: oxidoreductase activity, acting on single donors with incorporation of molecular oxygen, incorporation of two atoms of oxygen; metal ion binding; protein binding.